Molecule: messenger RNA, 5693 nt
Organism: Vespula pensylvanica (western yellowjacket)
Lineage: Eukaryota; Metazoa; Arthropoda; Insecta; Hymenoptera; Vespidae
Product: protein nubbin-like
Exons: 9
Coding region: 921-3242 (773 amino acids)
Biological process (GO): regulation of transcription by RNA polymerase II
Molecular function (GO): DNA-binding transcription factor activity, RNA polymerase II-specific; RNA polymerase II cis-regulatory region sequence-specific DNA binding
Source: RefSeq, a predicted model, not a curated record
CGCCGUGGCCGGUAGGCGGCCUGCCGGACCUACGUGGGCCCUCUAGUGUAGCUGCACACAUGCACGCGACAGCAUCUGACCGCCGCCGCAGCCGCAGCCGCAGCCCUCCGAGCUGCCCUCCAACCUGCUGCCGCCGCCGACGUCGUCGCGUCACAUCCUCGCGUAGUCGCCUUCGCCCUCACCCUCCUGUUCGCCUACCUACGAGUUCGAGGCAAGACCUUCGAGUUGGUCCGUUGUCAAGCACGUGUAGUUCGUGAAAUCGUUUCUGCAAUGACAGCCGUUAUCGCUAUCGUCGAGACCGAGUGACGCUCGACGGAUUGAACAGUGUCUGUCGGUUAGGAAACUUCGCGGGUGUUUCGUGUUGUCUCUUGAUAAGGUGGACGAGAGGUCGUGCAAGCUAGUGCUUUAGAGAGUGACGCUCUUCGAGUGCCGCGUGUACGAGCUGUCAGUGGUGUGCUUUUUAUGUAUCGUCUCGUUCGAUGCUAUCAUCUCGUCAGGAAGAACGUCGAGUGAUCUAUCGAAAAUAGUCGAGAGAGAAGCCGAGCACGUUGGAUCUCGCGGCGUUGUCUGCUUACGGGGGCGUAUCGGGACCCAGGGUCGCGGUGGCGGGCACUGGGCUCCUCGCGCUACCCGGCCUGAUACCCGAGAAGGGUUUAUCAUCGCCCGGCGGCCAGUCGAAAUCAAAGUCCGCAGGGCUGGCGGGUCUCGACAGCGAGGCGGUGCGCCGCUGGGUCGCGGAGGCCGCGCGGAUUCGCCAGAUUCCGCCUCCGGUGCUGGUGCCCUCGAGUUCUCAACCGCCACCACCGUCGCCCCAGCAACAACAACAACAUCAACGACAACAGCAGCAUCACGGCCAUCGACAACGGCACGAAGCCAGCCCACCGUUGGUGGGACCCACCCCUUUCGUUUUACCGACCCCGAUGACCCAUACCCCCAGUAUGCAUCUAUUGGAGAACAACAACUUAGUGGAGGUUGCGAUGGCACAGCAACAACAGUCCCACCAGCAGGUGCAGCAACAACAGAAACAAAAACAGACCAGCCCGACGAAUAACAAUACCAUUGAAGCCUGGAGAUCGAUCCAAGGUAGCCAUCAAUGGUGGAGCACGCCUAGUGCCGUACAUCAGGAGCAACAACAAUCGCAACAGCAACAACAGCAACAAUCGCAACAGCAGGUAGCACCGAUCGCUCGGGUCAGUCAAGCGCAAGCUCUCGUUGCUGGUGCGAUAUGCGGACAAGUGCAAAGGCAUCAGAUCCAUUCGGAGAUCGAUCAGCCUCUCGACUUUUCCGUCGGUUCUCUUCAACAGCAAAGACUGCAAUCGCGAGUUAGGAUUAUGCAGGAGAGGCUACAGGGCAGGAUCACCGACAACAACAACGGUACGCUCGGCGCACAAAAGAUCAGGGGAUCCGGUGGUAGACGAAGUUACAGCCCCAGCGAGGCUAGUACCAGUAGUAGCGAGGACGAGGGUGUAUCCAACGGGGGUAGUCCGCCAGGACCCCUGCGAGGUGUCGAAAAUGAUUCGUGCGAGCCGCUUGUGGAGCGACCUUACGGUAAGGUUUGGUUGGGCGACAGCGAGGUCGCGUGGCGAACGGAACAAUCCUUCAAGAGAACGUCUCCCCUUAAUCCUUGUGCCACAACGACUACGACAACGACGACGACGACAGGUGGUGGAGCUCCGAUACACCCCCACCUGUCGCCGCCCAUAGCCGCCCCUGUCACGACUCCUGAUCAUAGAAGUCCGACCAGUCUUCACGCCAAACUUGCCAUCUCACCUGCCAGCGACGCGCUCGGCCGAAUCGAUAAGGAGCCAGCCUCGCCGGAAUCCAUACAAGAUGCGGAUCUACACGCUGAGGUCGAAGGAGCCGAGCUCAGUGGAGACGAUCGAAGUAUCACGAGUGAUAUUCAAGAUGUCACCGACGCGAAUCUCGAUCACGAUUCAAUGGACUCGGAUAGGGAAGCUCUUAAUUUGGUCACUGAUGUAUCACAUCGUAAUAGUAGCAGUGGCACCAGCGGCAGUUCAUCUUCGCCAAGUUCUGCAGUGAGUAGUCAAUUGACUGGUACGCAUCAGCAACAGCAGCAGCAACAACAACAACAGCAGCAGCAGCAGCAGCAACAACAACAACAACAUACGAGCACGCAAAACAGUGGAAGCUCACAGGCUGCGUUGGCGGCUCAAUUGGUCGGUCAACAAUUGUUAAUGCAUGGAUCUCUCGGUACUCUCGGGCCUCAAGAGAUUCAAGCCCUUGCAUCGACCCUGCAGCAACAACAACAAUCGCUGCAACAACAACUGCAGCAAUUUGCUAUGUUUCAGCAAGCCAAUCCUGCAGCGGCUGGGCAACUUCCGGCACAAGCACAAUUUUUCUUGCAAAAUCAAGUACAACAGGCUGUAGCACAAGCAGCCCAACAGUUACAAGCCUUACAGAAACAACAGGCUCUUCAAGGUGGAGGUGGAUUAGUAGGAAGAAAUUUAACGCAACAAAGAUCGCCACCACCUCCCGGUACACCUCCAUCUGUAAAACCACCACCAGCUAGAUUGGAACCCUCUCCAGAAGAAACGACGGAUCUUGAAGAACUCGAACAAUUUGCAAAGACCUUUAAACAACGACGGAUCAAGCUCGGUUUCACGCAAGGUGACGUUGGUCUUGCCAUGGGAAAACUCUACGGCAAUGACUUCUCUCAAACCACUAUUUCAAGGUUCGAAGCAUUAAACCUUUCCUUCAAGAACAUGUGCAAGUUAAAGCCUCUUCUUCAAAAAUGGUUAGAAGAUGCCGAUAAUUCCUUGAACAAUCCAAAUUCACUCUCGAAUCCUCUCACGACACCAGAAGCAAUAGGCAGGCGACGAAAGAAGAGAACUUCCAUAGAAACUAGCGUUAGAGUGGCACUAGAGAAAUCCUUCGUCCAAAAUCCAAAACCUACUUCCGAAGAAAUCACCGUAUUGGCGGAUAGUUUAGCGAUGGAAAAAGAAGUUGUUCGAGUAUGGUUUUGUAACAGGCGACAAAAAGAAAAAAGGAUCAAUCCUCCAACGGCAGCAAUGGGGAGCCCAACAAUGGCGUCGCCUGCACCAUCAGUUUUUGCCUCUCUGGCGAAUUCGAUGUCCGGUAGUCCCUUAGCUCUAACAACACAUUCCUCGGGAAUGGGUCAUUCUCAUUCACAUUCUACGUCAUUGGGAUCGCCCCUUCCCUUGGCCUUAGUAGCAUCGGCCGGUGGAAAUUACCAUCCAUUGAGUGGGAAAUCUCACGAGUGACAACAACAGACGACCCAUCAAGGGGAUACUCUUUACCAUCAUCAUGAUCAACAGCAGAAACAGCACCAACAACAACAACAACGACGUUUGUGCAAUUUAUCCGAUUUCUAUCAUUAAAUUGUAAAUCAUAGAAAUAGUACCAAUACUAUCUUAGGCCUUGAUCAAAUGGAACUUGAUAUCAAGAUGGUAUUAACAAGUAAUUCAACGAAGUUCUUCAAGAUUUUUAAUCAAUCUUGGAACAUAUGACAUGAUAUACGACACAUGAUGACGAAAAUCAACGUAUCGUAGUUGUUUUUGGUACAACAUCCUCGUCCGAUGUAUAUCUAUUAAAAACGUGAUUAUAAAAUAGUGAAACAUAUUCGAAUCAAGAUAUUUCUUGGGUCAAUUUUGGAGAAGCCCAACGAAAAUCUAUAUAAACAUAAAUGACCGACAAAAAGUAUACGAAGACACGUUGUUACGUCUGAAUAGCCGCGCUGAAAAAAUAAACCGUGGGAAAGCAACGAUACUCGCGAAACAUAUAGGAAGAAGCUUUCUACUUUUCCUAUCGAAGAAUCGGAGCUGAUCAAAACAUUUUCACUAUUUUUCUUUAAAAAUAUCCAUUGAAUUUCUACAACAAAUAUCUCUUUUACGGAUAAGAGAAUGCAAAAUAAAAUCUUACAAAUAGAUAAGGAACGAUGUAAAUAGAUACUUAAACAUUAUCAUUGCUUAAUACUGUCUAUAUCAUUAAUUCAAAUUCAAAUUUGCAAAUAUCAGAUUUUCUAUGAAACUUUGAACGUAAGUUUUCGUAUUCUCAACGUUCAAAUGUUUGUGUUCAAUGUUUCGUAUUCGUUUACACGUUAUAAAGAAAUACAAUCCCAAGAAUUCAUUAUUGGAAAAUAUCAUAGAAAGACGAGAAACCCUUUUACUUUUGAUAAAAAUUGAAGUUUUUAAAGUUACCGUUUAAAAGAGAUAAAAAAAAAAUACUUAUUUCAUUUUCAAAUUUCGUUCAUUGUUCGUAAUUCGAAAAUGAAUAUUUCUUGCCAUUUAAAACGCACAUCGAUAAGUAUAGUCGAGUAUUUCAAUAUAUUACACGGCUGCUUAACGGGUGUAAAAAAUGUUUUAUCCUUUUAACGGAACGAUAAAAGAAAUUAAUCAGUGUCGAGAAAUCUGUCGGUGUACGUAAUAUAUCAAAUUUUUAUAUCAUUUUCUUUUUAAAAUUUUCACUGAAUUUACCGAUAUGGAAGAAAACAGUCGACGAUGACUCUUUAUAAACGUCGACUGUUUCCUUUCCAGAUUCCUCUUUUUCAUUUUUAUUUUUUUAACAAUCUUUUUUUUUUUUUUUUCCUUUUUUUUACACGAUAACGUUUGAAACAUGUAUAAAUCAUGGUACACGAAUUUGAGAAAAAUACAAGCAUAAGUAAUCAAUAAUUAUUUAGAAAAAUAAUAAUACUUUUCUUAACUGUAAUAACGAGCUUUUGAACGACGGCUAAUCAUGUAAUUAAUUUAUGAAAAAGAAAAGGUAUUAUAAAUUAUAUACGAAUAUAAUUAGGCGCGUGGCUAAGUUAGAUAGAAAAAGGAGAAUCUUGUGAUCAUCGACAUUCGUUCGAAACUAUUUAUUUAAAGGAUUCAUUUUACUCACUUUAGGAUGUCGCGCUUCCGUGAAGAAAUAGAAACAUCGAGCGGGGUCCGACAAUACCUGUUUGUAAAUAUAAAGUGCGUAACGUGUCUAUCGAAAGCUCGUACAUAUCCGUGACCCAUGUUAGUACAUAUAUACUGUAUGGGAGCCAAGGCCCGUGCUCACACUGGCAAGAAUGCGAGCAGACUCGUUCCAAUAAAGUUAAAGUUUAAAGGUUAAAUUGGUGACAGAACGAUCACCUAUAACUAUCGAUCUCCGUAUAACGAAAAAGUCAUGAUUCAUACCAAAGGAAUACUGUGAAGUACAAUAAAUAAUUAAAUAUAGCAUAAUAUGUACGAUAAAAGAAAUCUUUUUUAAUAAUAUUCUCGAUUCUAAACGAAGGAGAUCAGGAUAAGUCAUUCGCAUUCUUGUCAACAAUUUCUUUUUCGACGGACACGUAUAGCGAUAAUUUUGUAGAUAUACGUCCCGAGAUAAUACGUAAUGUAUAUAUUGUGUAAAAAUUAUAAAUAACUAUACACGCUCACAAAUAUAGACGGACAGAGACAGAAAGACAAACAGAUACCACACAUAUACGCACGCACCAAAAAUAUAUACAUAAACGUAUGAUUGAAAUUUUGAGAACGGACGGUCGAUACGAGACGAAAAUAAAAGCUUAUACUGAACUAUAGGAAUUUGCUGUGAAACGAUCGUUAACAAAUGGAAAAAGUAUCAGUAAUUAUUAACUUUAAGAGCGAUGUGCGUGUACGAACAUUGAUAGAAAAACGUGUUGAUUAAUGCAAAGGUAUACAUAACGACUAUAUCGUUACGGUGAUAUAAAUACCGACAUAUGUAUGUAU